Penicillium arizonense is the source of this 1629-nucleotide messenger RNA. RefSeq lists its product as uncharacterized. The record is from RefSeq and is a predicted model, not a curated record. Bases 1 to 1629 code for a protein of 542 amino acids. Gene Ontology annotation, cellular component: membrane. Gene Ontology annotation, molecular function: carbohydrate:proton symporter activity. Gene Ontology annotation, biological process: transmembrane transport; carbohydrate transport. The transcript has 7 exons. NCBI's taxonomy places the organism in Eukaryota, Fungi, Ascomycota, Eurotiomycetes, Eurotiales, Aspergillaceae.
AUGUUUGGGAUUCCGAAGUUCUUUGGUUGGAGGGGUAGAGCCCUCAAUUUGGCGAUAAGUUCCCUUGGGAGUCUUGACUUCUUGCUUUUUGGAUACGACCAAGGUGUGACAGGUGGACUGCUAGACCUUCCAUCUUUCACCAAGUACUUUACCGAUAUCGAUACCGCGGAUCCAGCCAUCCAAAAUGACCCGGCCGUCCGAUCACAGCGCAGUUUGAACCAAGGCAUCGCGGUUGCAUCGUAUAAUUUGGGCUGCUUUUUCGGUGCCAUUUUGACGGUCUUUAUCGGAAAUCCACUAGGCCGACGAAGGACUAUCUUCUGUGGCUGUGUCAUCAUGGCCACGGGUGCCUUACUGCAAGCCACUGCUUUCCAUCUGCCGCAUUUCAUUGUUGGGCGCAUUGUAACAGGGGUGGGAAAUGGGAUGAAUACAAGUACCGUGCCAACUUGGCAGUCAGAGUCUGCAAAGUCUCACGACCGUGGUAAGAUGGUUAUGAUCGAAGGAAUGCUCAUCACCGCAGGCAUCACCCUUAGUUAUUGGAUCAACUACGGAUUCUCAUUCAUCGGGGAAAGCGAAGUGGCCUGGCGGUUCCCGCUUGCCUUCCAAAUUCUUUUUGCCGUCGUGAUUUUUACUUCUAUUCUUAACCUGCCUGAGUCCCCGCGAUGGCUUGUGAUGCAAGGGCGGAACGACGAUGCCUUAGAGAUUCUAGAGUGCCUUAACGAAAAAUCUCGCGAUGACCCUUACAUUAAGAAUGAGCUUUUAGCCAUCCAAGAAACUGUCAAGGAAAUGUCAAAGGGGUCGUAUAGGAGUCUUUUCGAUAUGAGCGAGUAUCGAGAAUUUCAUCGAGUGGCUCUCGCCUAUAUCAACCAAAUGUUCCAGCAAAUAUCUGGAAUUAACCUUAUCACUUACUAUGCGCCAUCCCUGUAUAGGGAGAUUGGUCUCGGGGAAGGCAAUCUUCCCAAGUUGUUAGCCGCUUGCAACGGCACAGAGUAUCUGAUGGCUGCAUUCAUUCCUAUUUUCAUUAUUGAAAAAGUCGGACGUCGUCCACUCAUGCUUUUUGGGGCCGCUGGCAUGUCACUCUCUAUGGCUGUCCUUGCGGGUACCAACUAUCGCCUGACUGUGCUUGGUGACCAGCAAGCCGGUAUUGGCCAAGCUGUGUUCUUAUUUGUAUUCAACACGUUCUUCGCCAUCGGUUGGCUUGGAAUGACGUGGUUGUACCCAGCAGAGAUUGUACCCCUGCGGAUUCGUGCACCGACCAAUGCAUUAGCUACAAGUGCCAACUGGAUUUUUAAUUUCAUGGUCGUCAUGAUUACCCCAGUCGCAUUCGAUAGCAUUGGGUACAAAACCUACAUCAUCUUCGCUGUCAUAAAUGCAUUUAUCUUCCCGUUUGUGUACUUGUUUUUCCCCGAAACGCGCUAUCGGUCUCUAGAGGAGAUGGAUGCCAUAUUCAAAAAGUCUACAAACGUCUUCAAUGCCGUUUCUCUCUCCAUCAAAGAGCCCCAUCGCUACGAUAAGCAUGGCCAGCUUAAACCUGAGUAUCUUGAGGAAUCCGUUCUUUACGAGACAAAUUCUGUGCACGAUGCGGGACAGAAGCUCGAUAGCGAUGAAAGUGGCCAGAAGAUCAACGUGUGA